GACCUUCGAUAUCAUUCCCCAUUCGGUGUUUCUAGUAUCUCAACUGCAGAUCAGCGAACGUAACAAUGAAGCUUUGGUUGUCCGUAGUUUGUGUGCUGGGUUUCCUGAGCGGAAGCGUCUUCACGAUGUACACGUCCAUCUCCAUCGGAUCGCAAGGCUUGACCUCCAUGUCGGCCAGCUUGAAAAGCAUCGGAACCGUUAUGAACUCUUUCUACAAGAACCUGAACAGUGCCCGCACUAAAAUCAUGCCGAAAAUCGAUUCCCUUUCGCUAUACGUGAACACCACCUACAAAGCGUUGAACGAUUCCUAUGGAGCCACACAGCCCAACAUGGUGAACAUGAUGUGGAACCUGGAGUGGUUCACCAGGCAGUUCUACUACGGUGAACAGCAGGUCAACUCGGCCAUUGGAAACGAUCUGUCCCAUUUGAACAACGAUCUCCAACAAACCAUGGACCAGAUGAUGCAGUACUACAACAACCUGCUCAACUCGUACGCCUAUCAACAAAAUGCGGAAACCUGUGUGACACAGAUGGCUGAUCAGGCCUCUAGCGUACCCACCCAGCUGACCAAGUUCGGAACCUGCCUGCAGACUGAGGUUGAUACUGUUCCCACUGUGGUUGCUCCUGUGCAGGAAAUCCUGACUACGGCAAAGAGUGAUUUGACUUCAAUGAACAAACAACUGAAGAUCUGCGCUACCACUUCCGCUAACUGCAUCAACGAGUACUUCAACAACAUCUACCAGGAGCUUAGCAACAUCAACUAUAUGCUGUCCAUGGCAGCUAACCUGCUCCAGUACUACCAGUACGACGCCAUGAAUCGCAACCAGCUGUGCGGAGAGUUGAUCAAGCAAAAUGUGCAGGAUAUCACCAUGAACUUGUCGAUGAAGUUCAGCCAAUGCAUGUAUCCACCAUACGUCUAAAAAGUUUGAAUAUUCAUAUUUUGUUAUUGAGUCAAACCAAACCGAAAUAAAUGCACAAUAUUGUCUGAAAUUCAAA
Messenger RNA from Aedes albopictus (Asian tiger mosquito), 996 nucleotides. RefSeq lists its product as uncharacterized. Lineage: Eukaryota; Metazoa; Arthropoda; Insecta; Diptera; Culicidae. The record is from RefSeq and is a predicted model, not a curated record. The transcript has 2 exons. The coding region runs from base 66 to 920 and encodes 284 amino acids.